UUAGCUAGUAGCUAGCUAAGCAUUGUCAAAACCUAAAGCUAACAAUAGACUAUUGCUCACUGGCAUAAUUAACAUGCUCCACUAUCACCGAAGAAUAUCAGCAAUCCAGUAGAAUCUUAAUACAUUGAAUCAAUAACUCUUUGGAUGGCCCAUUAUCUUGAAAAUUGUCAUCAUAAUGCUCCCCUGUAGAACCCCCCGCCAAGCCCAACAUGGCGUCUGAUAGCUCUCCGUCACAAGAGGGCAAGAAGAGGAAAAAGAAAAGUGACAGGGCUGUUAAGUGCAAGGAUAAUGGCACUGGGGUUGCAGCAGUCCAUGUGGACAUCGACGAGCUCACUGCCUCUGGGCACAGUGCCCUACAGGGGGGCAACUGUGAGGAAGCCCUCAGCUGCUUCAAAAAGGCCUUCAAAGCUUCUGUAGAGCUAAAAGAGACCCGGGUCCAGCGGGUAUGCGCCUUUAAUCUGGGUGCCGCGUACGUGGAGGCGGGCAAGCCCCAGAAGGGUCUAGAAUUCCUGACACGUGCCCAACCUGGAGAGCGAGGGGAGCGGGUCGCAGAUCUCCAGUUCAACCUGGGCGUGGCCCGCGAUGUGCUCGGUGAGCUUGGCCAGGCGACAGGACACUACCUCCAGGCCGCCCAGCUGUAUCGCUCCCAGGGGGAUGGUGCCAGUGAGGGGGACACAUGCAUGAAGAUGGCUCGCUGUCAUCUCCUCUUGCAGGAGUGGAGCUUGGCCGCCAGCAGCUGCCAGAGGGCGGGGGAGAGCUACAGGGUGGCAGGCAAACUGGACACCGCAGCCAUGGCCCUCAAAGAGGCAGGAAGUCACAUGCUCCGGUCCGACGACUUCACCAUGGAUGACAUCAUCAACGUGCUGACAGAGUGCCUGGAACUUAGCGAGAACGUCAAAGACCCCGAGUCACUGGGUGACCUGUACAAUGACCUGGGCUUGAGUUUCUCCCAGCUGAAGCUGUUUCAGGAGGCUGCCAGCUGCUAUGAGCGGGCACUGCCCCUAGCUGGCAUUGGGGCCAAGCCCAGCAGGCUGGCAGUGGUCCUGCAGAACCUGGGUGCUGCACACAACUCCCUGGGCAAGUACAGGCAGGCCCUGGAAUACCACACUCAGGCAGCCAGCUUGCACGGCUCCCAGGGGAGUCGCCGUUCCCAGGGCAGGUGCUUCAGUAACCUGGGCUUUGCCCUCAGUCAGCUGGGCCAGCAUGAGGAAGCUGCUGAGAACUACCUCCACGCCCUGCAGGCCUUCAAAGACACAGACGACUAUAAGGGGCAAUGUCAAGCGUAUGAGGGGUUGGGUGAGGCUCGCUUGAAGCUGAGAGACCUGAAGAAAGCUACGCAGUAUUACAAGCAAGCUUUGGGAGCUCUUUCACAGUGUAAGGACUCCUCCAGUAGUGUCCAGGAGCGUCUGGUCAACAAGCUGAGUGACACUCUGCAACUAACCCUCUCUCUGACCACCCCUGGCAGAUUACAGAGAGGUCCUGGUCCUCAUCGACACUCCCACAAUGGGAUUCUUCCUGGACAAGCUGCAAGGCUGCCUGACAUCAAAGGCACCAAGCCAGGGCCGGGCCUCCAAACUCUGGACCCGGAAUCCACCCAACACCACAGGGGUGGCCUUUCAAAUGGGCACAGGGUGGAGGGUGGCCCCCAGAUGAGUGGAGCUGGCUCCGUAGCAGGGUCUUCCCAGGAGCAGGUGGGGGGAGCGGGAGCCCUGGGCCAGGAUGGAGACCAGACGCAGAGACAGACCACAGGAGAGGAAGCUGGGCACGUGUCAACUCUCAGAGGAGUGACACCAGAGCAGUCAGGCCAUGUGACUGUGCUUCCUGGGGCCAAUAGAAACCUAAACAAUACAUAUGAGCACCCAGACUCACACUACCAGAACCAGAGCAUCUCUGGCAGCAUUGGGAACACUCAGCAAAGUGAACAUUUGUACGAAAGUAUAAAAACUAGGAAAAUGCAAAUGAACAGUGAGACCCCACUGGUCGAAGACCAAGAGGCUCCACCUACUAGUGGAUCGGUUAAUGAAGACGCCACAGCCCUGAUUAAAAAGUGGAAGUCUCGAAUAUGUACAGUCAUGUGAAUGGUGUAAUUAAGUACUAACUAGCCAUUCACAAAGAAUGUUUUACAGCCUCAAUUUGUCAAAUUUGUACUGGUAUGUGCAUGUAAAUAUUGUUCUUGGAGGGUUUUGUUGAUUAUUGAUGAUUGAUAUUUGUUGAUAUUUGUCUAAGGGCCUCAUACUUUUAAUUAUAUUUCUAUGUAGGCUUUUUUACUAAUGGCUUAGCAAGCAAUAGAAUCAAAUGGAAAAGGGCUCUGGGAACACUUCACAGAUGUAUCUGUACUGAUGUGCACUUAUUCACAUGUACAAAUGACUGUGGGUUAUGAAUUAUGAAAUAAAUUAUAAUUUUACAAUG
Molecule: messenger RNA, 2409 nt
Organism: Hypomesus transpacificus
Lineage: Eukaryota; Metazoa; Chordata; Actinopteri; Osmeriformes; Osmeridae
Product: tetratricopeptide repeat protein 24
Exons: 14
Coding region: 210-2078 (622 amino acids)
Molecular function (GO): protein binding
Source: RefSeq, a predicted model, not a curated record